Molecule: messenger RNA, 2615 nt
Organism: Carassius gibelio (silver crucian carp)
Lineage: Eukaryota; Metazoa; Chordata; Actinopteri; Cypriniformes; Cyprinidae
Product: lysophospholipid acyltransferase 7
Exons: 9
Coding region: 169-1572 (467 amino acids)
Biological process (GO): phosphatidylinositol biosynthetic process; lipid modification
Cellular component (GO): membrane; mitochondria-associated endoplasmic reticulum membrane contact site
Molecular function (GO): lysophospholipid acyltransferase activity
Source: RefSeq, a predicted model, not a curated record
UAUGAAUAUCUGGCAACUCGUAAAGCUAGCGAUCCAUGAUGAACAUAUGCGGUAGUAGGAAGUGGUGAGGCGAGAGUGCAGGGAGGUUAAAGGGGACUGCAGGAUAUUUUAAAAUCCUUCAGAAUAAAUCGUCUUGAUAGCACAUGUCUAAAUAUAACACUGCUAAAGAUGUCACCAGAUGAAUUAGUCUACCUAGGGAUCCUUGCUGCAUCAAUUCCUGUAGGAUUCCUCUUCCGCUACCUAAGUCCUCCAGUCAAGCAGGGGGCAGCAUUACUGUUAGGUUUGAUCAUCUCGAUAGCAACCUGUGGGAUCCACACUCUACACUCUCUAUGUACAGUGUUAGGAACAUGGCUGAUUAUAAAGAUCAACUGGCGAAGUGCCCCUGCUCUGUCUUUGGGUUGGACGUUUCUGUACCUCCUCUUUUUCCGUCUGGUCACCUGGUUUGGCCUUCCUCAACCAACACCUUUUGCCAAUGCCAUUCAACUUCUUUUAACUUUGAAGAUGGUCAGUUUAGCCAAUGAGAUUCAAAGUUAUCACUUGGAAAAGAAAAAGGAAGUGAGCACCUUCACCAAAUCCCCAGUGGUGGGAGGACUUUCCCAUGAGCCUUCACUUUAUGACAUUAUAUCAUACAGCUACUGCUAUGUGGGCAUAAUGACAGGUCCCUUCUUCCGUUUUCAGACGUAUGCAGACUGGCUGCAGCAGUCUAGUCCUCUGUCAUUGCCGGGUAAAGAGCCCUGCUUUCAGAGGCUGAAGAUGGUGCCCAUUUACGGAGCUCUCUUCAUAGCCGUCAACUCCGUCUUUCCCUUGUCUUACGUCCGUACCGAUGAAUUCCUGGACCACAACUAUUUUUACAGGUUUUUCUACAUGGUGGCAAUUUUCUUUGUAUUCCGGAUGCGUUUCUACUCGGCGUGGUGUGGGGCAGAGGCUGGCUGCAUCAGUGCAGGUCUAGGCUGUUAUCCCCAGGGAGCGCUGUCCAAACCUGGAGGAGGGCCAACGGUGAAAUAUAGUCCUGAUCCAGACACAGUUGUGGAGUAUGACUUUAAAACGAUCCAGAACAUCGACUGUUAUAACACCGAUUUCUGUGUAAAGGUUCGACAUGGCAUGCGCUACUGGAACAUGACGGUACAGUGGUGGCUUCACCACUACAUCUAUCCCAAUGCUCCUUUCAGAGCGUAUGCUCUCAGGGCUGGAUGGACUAUGUUAAUCAGUGCUUAUUGGCAUGGCCUCCAUGCUGGUUACUACCUCUCCUUUCUCACUAUCCCACUGUGUAUUGCAGCAGAAUCGGCCAUGGAGGCAUCAGUCAGAGCUCGUCUAGGGCCAACAGGCCAAAAUGUCUUCGACUGGAUCCACUGGUUCCUCAAGAUGAGGGCUUACGACUGCAUGUGCAUGGGUUUUGUUCUCCUGAAGGCCAGCGACACCAUCAAUUACUGGAGCUCCAUAUACUUCAUAAUUCACAUCAUUGCUGUUGUUUGUAUAGGAGUAGGACAAGUGAUGAAAGGAGGUAAAAAGAGAGAGAGAAGGGAUGGAGUGGAAGGAUUGAAAGAGGAUGUGGUAAGAGAGAAAGCUGAGUGAUGCCAUGAUCAUGCUGAUAACCGGAGAGAUGGUAUGUUUACAACAUGCACUGUAGUAGCCAUCAACUGCCAUUCAAGGUAUUUUGCAUUUAUAAACCAACACAGAAAUGUAAUACACGGUGAGCCCAAGGACAUCAGUCUGUAUUUUAUUAACAGUGAAAACGGCAUCAAAUAUUUUCCAUAAUUAUGAUGAUUCUAAUGUUGGCAUUUAUUUUAUUACAUAUGUUGUAUUUUUUAUUAUCUGAUGAUAAACAGUGCAGCCGUAUAGAUAAAUUCCUACCAGGUCAGUUUUGCUUCAAAUUGUAUUCUUUAUUUGCUUUAAACAAUUGGAAAGCAGGUUUGUAUUGUAUUUUAAUACAGUUUUCUGCUCAUCGGUGACCUUGGGACUCAAAUGAAUCUCCCACACACAGAGUAUUUAUAACUGAAUCCAUCCAUAAAAGAAUGAUAAUAAUAAUGUUGGACCAGUAUCACUACUUUGAGCACAAAUUUGUGGAGAUUUACUCUUUCUGUUAUCGUGUCUUUGAGGUAAUACAUCCUUUAUGAUAAGGUGUAUGUAUUGCCAUUAAAAGUAAGUCUGUCAUGUUUGAUGGGAUGAGUAUCCAUUGAUGGUUAAUGUAUGUGUCAUACGCAUCAAUAUUACUAUAAUAAUUCUACAAAGAAUGUGAAAGUAGUUGGUAACUUAAAUUUUUUUUCACUUUUUCAAAAAGUAGCAGUGAAGGUUUCUGCUGUGUUGUUCAUCAUUUGUUUUCCAGUUUGAUACCACAUGAUGUAAAGUGCAUCUUAAAAUGCAAGCUAAACUUUUGCACCAAUUAACAUGUUACAAAGAUUUUCUCAAAAGAGCUCAAAAGUUGUGUUUCUUAUAAAAUCUAAUUAUAAUGAACAGUCCUAUUUUAAAACAUUUAGAUUAUUUUGUCCUUAUACACUGGAUGGUAGCACUGGUGUUUAGUUUAUUGAUCCGUUCAGAUUGUAUCCUGUUUUUUACCUGCUAUGUUGUAUCUAAUGUUUACUUUCUGGAGUAUUAAAUACAGGAUUUUCCGCUCCAAA